AUGUACCGUUUCCGACCGGCUCUUAAAAUGAAGGCCUACCCGAUCGAAGAAUACCCGACCCAAUGCAAACAAGCCGCUGCAAUUAUUCAUAUGAUCAUGAACAAUCUAGAUCCGCAAGUGGCCCAGUUUCCCCACGAGCUGGUCACCUACGGGGGAAAUGGUCAGGUGUUCUCUAACUGGGCUCAGGAAGGGAACGGGUUGGCCCGGCACCGCCUACUUCCGGAAACACUCCUCAGCUUCACGACAGCUACAAUCCAGCUACAAAAACUCCACAGAUCUUUGCACUCAAAUGUUCCAACACUGCCUCGUAGUUCGCUACACACAACUGUCUCGAGUGGUCUCCCGCCGUCACAUUUAUCCCAGCGAACACCAACCAAUUUGCAUACGCCCAAGUUCUCCUCUCGCCAAUCCUCGCGGCUACGAGAUCGCGUUUCCAUAAGUCCGACUCACCGUAAUGGUGGUGUUUCUUUCUUCGGACCAAUUACUGCCCUACACGCCAGACACAAACGAACCCUCUUAUGCCGAGAACUGAGCAGCGAACAGCUGUCAGUCGCCUCCUGCAGUUCCUCGCAAUGUGGCCCUGGCCACCGCACCUAUAACAUACGACCCCACCACGGGGGCUGGGCCCCUGAUACGGUCUAUCAUCACUCGGCGUGGACUGUGCAGCGGCGACUACCGGUUCUCUCACCUCAGAGUUAUCUUUCAUCACGAUCUUUGCACUCAAAUGUUCCAACACCGCCUCGUAGUUCGCUACACACAACUCUCUCGAGUGGUCUCCCGCCGUCACAUUUAUCCCAGCGAACACCAACCAAUUUGCAUACGCCCAAGUUCUCCUCUCGCCAAUCCUCGCGGCUACGAGAUCGCGUUUCCAUAAGUCCGACUCACCGUAAUGGUGGUGUUUCUUUCUUCGGACCAAUUACUGCCCUACACGCCAGACACAAACGAACCCUCUUAUGCCGAGAACUGAGGUUAGUCUCAUUUUCAUGUCCACAGUUCGGCUACUAUCUCUAG
Messenger RNA from Acanthosepion pharaonis, 1011 nucleotides. The record is from the annotation of a GenBank genome assembly. NCBI's taxonomy places the organism in Eukaryota, Metazoa, Mollusca, Cephalopoda, Sepiida, Sepiidae.